This is a messenger RNA of Lampris incognitus (smalleye Pacific opah), 1560 nucleotides long. It is a transcript of the gene gpx1a, whose product is annotated as glutathione peroxidase 1a. The transcript is spliced from 2 exons. Gene Ontology annotation, cellular component: mitochondrion; cytosol. Gene Ontology annotation, biological process: glutathione metabolic process; response to hydrogen peroxide; hydrogen peroxide catabolic process. Gene Ontology annotation, molecular function: glutathione peroxidase activity. Lineage: Eukaryota; Metazoa; Chordata; Actinopteri; Lampriformes; Lampridae. The record is from RefSeq and is a predicted model, not a curated record.
AGAUAAGCAAGUGGGCUCGGUCUGUAUCUGCGUCUGUGUUCGAGUCCCCGGUGUCACAUCCAACCGUGUGUCGCAGUCGGAAACAUGUCCGGGGGUGUGAAAGGGUUUUACGGUCUGACGGCCAAGCUGCUGUCCGGGGAGAGCUUCUCGUUUUCGGCUCUCCGGGGGAAAGUCGUCCUCGUUGAAAACGUCGCGUCGCUGUGAGGAACGACGACCCGGGACUACACUCAGAUGAACGAGCUGCACGCGCGCUACUCCGCGCGCGGGCUCGUUAUUCUGGGGGUACCCUGCAACCAGUUUGGACAUCAGGAGAAUUCCAAGAAUGACGAGAUCCUGAAGUCUCUGAAGUAUGUCCGCCCAGGGAACGGAUUCGAACCAAAGUUCCAACUUCUCGAGAAGGCUGAGGUGAACGGACAGGCCGCCCACCCUCUGUUUGUCUAUCUGAAGGAGAAGCUUCCGUUCCCCUCCGACGACGCCGUUUCUCUCAUGACUGACCCCAUGUAUGUCAUCUGGAGCCCCGUCUGCAGGAACGACGUCUCCUGGAACUUCGAGAAGUUCCUCAUCGCGCCCGACGGGGAGCCGUACAAACGCUACAGCAGAAGGUUCCUCACCAGCGACAUCGAGGCAGAUAUCGAAGAGCUCCUCAAGCGUGUCGAGUAAAGCGUCCCGUUAUGCAGAGCUGAGCCAAUAAAUAGCUUUCUUCAAAUUUAGUCACAUAUAGGGGGGUUAUCCCCCCCUAUGCCCUCUCAAUACCACAUUUCAUGCAAUGGUUGCUGGAAGGGGUUGGGGGGUGGGGUACACCUCACUGGCUUUUGCAAUACACCGCUAUUGUUUAGCCUCUACACAAUGACGACAUUUCUUGAAAUGUUUUUGUAAGGGUAAUGUCUGAUGACUAUGUAAACGCGGGAACCUAGCAGCGUGUCGCAGCAGCCUAUAGGAUACACAGAUACCUUGAUGCAGAGUAUCAAUAAAUGUUCUUAAAAGUUACUGCCUUUGUCUUUUAUCUGGACUAUAUGGAAGAUGUCAGAGUGAUACUAUGGCUUUUUUAUGGGUGUUAUAUCUAGCUAUCCCCUUUGAGAAAAAUUUCUGAAGAAUUAUUCUUAAAAUCCAUCAUAGCAUUAAAUUAUAUUUGAGAGCCAAACAAAAUGAUUCAUUUGCCGUGACAGCAAAGGGAUCUUCUUCUUUUUUUUGUGAGCGAAAUAUGAGCGCUAUCGUGCUGUUGCAGAAGUCAUUUACAAACGCUGGCUUGGUUGUGGUUGAUUGUGAAAAAACUGUCAAAAUAUGUCUGUGAAUGUUCUCAUUCAUCCAGGUCAUGGUUAUCCAAAGGAGUUGAAUCAAGUGCAAGUGCAUAUAUACCAAGUCCAGUUGCACUUGAUUCAACUCCUUUGGAUGUCAAAAUAUGGAAAAUUGUAAUGCUAGUGUUAAAAUCCAAUUGGACGAUGGUGAGUAUUUGCCAUGCACCAAAGUACCCAUGCUUGCCAAGCUGCUGAACACUUUGAUUGUUAAAGACUUGCAGUUUUCAGAAUUAUAACAAAAACAAAAGCUAAUAAAAAACAUCAG